AUGAAGCGUCUUCUAGUUUUGUUGUUGGUGACUGCUGUCUUCGCCGAGGAGAAGAAGGUAGAAGAGAAGAAAGAGAACAAGAAGCAUGACAAAAGAGGAAUAGAAGACUUUGUGGAUUACGAGUUCAGUGGUGGAGACUUUGGUGGACACGAUUACGGAGGCCAUGACUUCAGAAAUCAUCACCACCACGAGGUGAAGACUAUCACGAUAGAGAAGGAGGUGAAGGUGCCGUACCCGGUCCACGUGGAGAAGAAGGUACCGUACCCUGUCAAGGUGCACGUCGAGAGGCCGGUCCCCUACCCUGUGGAGAAACCUUACCCUGUGGCUGUGGAGAAGAAAGUGCCUUACCCGGUCAAGGAGUACAUCCCUAAACCUUACCCUGUCGAGAAGAAGAUACCUUACCCUGUGAAGGUGCCUGUGGUGAGGCCACUCCCCGUGCAUAUCCCCAAGCCUUACCCCGUCUACGUAGAGAAGAAGGUGCCCUACCCUGUAGAGAAACAUAUCCCUUACCCGGUCAAGGUGCAUGUCCCCCGGCCUGUCCCCUAUCACGUUCCUGUUGUCAAACACGUGCCUUACCCCGUCGAGAAGAAGGUUCCUUAUCCCGUCAAGGUGCCAGUUGAGAAGCCAGUUCCCUACCCUGUGGAGAAGCCUUACCCCGUCUACGUAGAGAAGAAGGUUCCCUACCCGGUGGAGAAGGAGGUGCCGUAUCCAGUCAAGGUUCCGGUUCACAUCCCGGUCCAUGUCCACGAGCAUCAUAAGCAUGAGGAACAUCACUUUGGAGAACAUAAUUUUAAAGGAGAGGGACAUGGUCACAGCAGUUUUCACUUUGGAGGCUAUGAACUAUAAAUAGUAUCUAAGACAUUGUAAAUAAUGAAAAUGUGAAUAUGUAUUUUGUACAGUUUGUAUACAUUAAAUUGC
This is a messenger RNA of Macrosteles quadrilineatus (aster leafhopper), 918 nucleotides long. RefSeq lists its product as uncharacterized. NCBI's taxonomy places the organism in Eukaryota, Metazoa, Arthropoda, Insecta, Hemiptera, Cicadellidae. The record is from RefSeq and is a predicted model, not a curated record. The transcript has a single exon. The coding region runs from base 1 to 846 and encodes 281 amino acids.